AUGGCACUAGUCGACUCAGCAGCCAAUAUGGACAUGAACAUCGAAGACGACACCAGCGACUUCUACCAGCGCAUGAAAUCCCUCGAAAGAGAGCUCGAAUUCCUCACCAUCCAGGCAGAUUACAUCAAAGACGAGCAGAAAAAUCUCAAACGUGAAUACAUCCGAGCCAAAGAAGAAAUCAAAAGAAUUCAGUCAGUGCCUCUUGUGAUAGGUCAAUUCUUAGAGCUCAUUGACGAAAAUUACGCAAUUGUAUCUAGCACUGCUGGGUCAAAUUAUUAUGUCAGAGUUCUAUCAACAUUAAACAGAGAGCUCCUCAAGCCAUCUUCUUCAAUAGCUCUUCAUAGGCAUUCUCACAGUGUAGUCGAUAUAAUGCCUAAUGAAACAGAUGCGUCAAUUCAGCUCUUGCAGGUAGGUGAAAAACCUGAAGUCACUUAUAGGAAUUCCUUAUAAAUGUCUCGAUAAAAAUUAUAUUGAUUUUUUGACUGGGAAAAAUAUGGGAAAUGGGAUAUCAAGACAUUGGCGGUCUUGAUAUACAGAAACAAGAAAUCAGAGAAGCUGUAGAGCUACCUCUUACAAACCAUGAGCUCUAUGCUCAGAUUGGAAUUGACCCUCCAAGAGGUGUUUUACUGUACGGACCUCCAGGGACAGGAAAAACCAUGCUUGCAAAAGCAGUGGCUCACCACACUACAGCAGCAUUCAUAAGAGUCGUCGGCAGCGAGUUUGUGCAAAAAUACUUGGGAGAAGGCCCAAGAAUGGUUAGAGAUGUAUUCAGAUUGGCAAGAGAAAACGCACCAAGCAUCGUAUUCAUUGACGAAAUUGACGCAAUCGCUACCAAAAGAUUUGACGCUCAAACUGGAGCUGAUAGAGAAGUCCAGAGAAUUUUAUUAGAGCUCCUAAACCAAAUGGAUGGGUUUGACCAAAGCGUCAACGUAAAAGUGAUUAUGGCUACUAACAGAGCUGAUACCUUAGAUAGCGCCCUUAUGAGACCUGGAAGAUUAGAUAGAAAAAUUGAGUUCCCAAUGCCAGAUAGAAGACAAAAAAGGCUAAUUUUCCAAACAGUUACUAGCAAAAUGAACUUAUCAGAUGAAGUCGACUUAGAAGAUUACGUCAACAGACCUGAGAAAAUCAGUGCUGCCGAUAUUUCUGCUAUUUGCCAAGAAGCAGGGCUGCUGGCUGUGAGGAGAAACAGAUAUGUGAUUCUUCCUAAAGACUUUGAGAAGGCUUACAAAAAUGUGGUAAAGAAAAGCGAUACUGAGUUUGAGUUUUAUAAGUAA
Molecule: messenger RNA, 1274 nt
Organism: Blepharisma stoltei
Lineage: Eukaryota; Ciliophora; Heterotrichea; Heterotrichida; Blepharismidae
Source: the annotation of a GenBank genome assembly